CCUGAGGGUGAUUGGUCCUGUCAGAGAGUCUCCUCCGGGAGAAGUCAAGCAAGAGUAGAGCUGUGUUCACUGAGCGCUACCUCAGGAAAAGACUGCAGGUCUAGGCAACCGUGCAACCAUGAUGCACAUAGGAAAACUGUCAGCAGGAAGCCUUUUCAAUAACCCCGUAGAGAAAAUUGGAAGUCUGCGAUAUGAAAAAUAAAACCUUGAUUGGGGUGAAGAAAUGGAACCAAUCCAUCACCAGGUCCAUGUUGAGAAGAGAAAGUUUCUAUUCUCUCAAAGGUCUCCUGUCUUGCUGAGGAUGACAACCGCCUUACAGUAGCUUGGGAACAUUGGCAUGUGAUCACUUUUAAGAUCAAUGAAGCAAAGAAUAUGUCCAGGAUGUGGGGGAAUAAACAGAGUGACCUACAUAAGCAUCUUUGUCCACAGCUGCCAUUAGACCACCACUUUGCUUCAGGUCUCCAUUACUGACGGUCUAAUUAUGGCAUACCCACUGAGACUUGGAAUCCUUCUGCUAGUAUCUGUUCUCUCUUCAGCCGCUACAGAAAUAAGGGACAAUGUAACCGGCUGUAGAGUAUCAGGGGAAACGGUUUGUCAGCCCGGCAUCCUGCUUCCAGUCUGGAGACCCAACAAUCCAUCAACAGGAGACAAGGUGGCUCGAGCUGUGGUUUACUUUGUGGCCAUGCUGUACCUUUUCUUGGGGGUGUCUAUAAUUGCAGACCGCUUCAUGGCAUCAAUUGAGGUAAUCACAUCACAAGAGAGGGAGAUUACGUUGACCAAACCAAAUGGGGAAACCAGCGUGGCGACUGUGCGCAUCUGGAAUGAGACCGUUUCCAAUCUCACAUUGAUGGCAUUAGGUUCCUCUGCUCCAGAGAUCCUCCUCUCUGUGAUCGAAGUGUGUGGUCACAACUUCCAGGCUGGAGAUCUGGGUCCAGGGACCAUUGUGGGUUCUGCUGCUUUUAACAUGUUUGUCAUUAUUGCCAUAUGUGUCUACGUCAUCCCCAAUGGCGAGUCACGGAAGAUAAAGCACCCAAGGGUCUUUUUUGUCACUGCUACUUGGAGCAUCUUCGCUUACAUAUGGCUUUAUCUCAUUCUUGCUGUUAUCUCCCCAGGCCGAGUACAGGUCUGGGAGGGAUUGGUCACGCUCUUAUUUUUCCCAGCCUGUGUGGUCUUUGCAUGGGUUGCAGACAAGCGACUCCUCUUCUACAAGUACGUUUACAAAAGGUACCGAGCAGAUAAACGUAGAGGCAUCAUCAUCGAAACCGAAGGCGAGUUUCCCAAAAGCAUAGAGAUGGAUGGGAAGUUGGGAGGAGCUGCGAUGGUGGCCACAGACAGUAAAGACCCUAGUGUGCAAGAAAGUGCUGCAGCAGCAGCCGCUGAAGCCAAGGAGCUUGACGAAAGCCGCAAAGAGGUCAUCAAGAUCCUAAAGGAACUCAAGCAGAAGUACCCAGAGCGAGAGUUGGAUCAACUGGUAGAACAGGCCAACUACUACGCCUUGCUGCACCAGCAGAAGAGUAGAGCCUUCUAUCGUAUCCAAGCCACACGUAUGAUGAUUGGGGCAGGCAAUGUGCUGAAAAAACACGCAGCGGACCACAGCAAAAAGCCGGCUAACCUGCAGGAAGUGACGUCUGACUCUGGUGAAGAGAAUACCAGCAAGAUCUUUUUCCAACCCUGUAACUACCAGUGCCUGGAAAAUUGUGGAUUUGUGACUCUCAAUGUUACUUGCCAAGGAGGAGAUGGUGGGAGCACCUUCUAUGUGGACUACAAGACAGAGGAUGGCUCGGCCAAUGCAGGCUCUGACUAUGAGUAUAGUGAAGGAACAUUGAUUUUCAAACCGGGGGAGACCCAAAAAGAAAUUAAAGUUGGCAUAAUCGACGAUGACAUCUUUGAAGAAGACGAGCAUUUCUUUGUGCGACUGAUGAACUUGAGUGUGGGAGAUGCUGAGGGAAUGUUUGAACCAGAUGGGGAAGGACGUCCCAAAGCACGCCUGAUCUCCCCACUCAUCGCCACAGUAACCAUACUGGAUGAUGAUCAUGCUGGGAUAUUUACUUUUGAGGAGAAACUAAUUCAUGUUAGUGAGAGUGUUGGGGUCCUGGAGAUACGAGUUUUGAGGAACUCUGGGGCAAGAGGAACCGUUGUCAUACCGUACCGGACAGUAGAAGGCACAGCAAGAGGAGGAGGCAUCGACUUUGAGGAUGCCUACGGAGAGCUGGAGUUCCAGAAUGACGAAACAGCCAAAACUCUGCAGGUCAAAAUUGUCGAUGAUGAGGAAUAUGAGAAACAAGAGAACUUUUAUGUGGUCCUCGAGGAGCCCAGAUGGCUGAAACGUGGGAUUUCAGCUCUGUUACUCAAUCAGGAUGAAGAAGACAAGAAACUGACUGGGGAGGAGGAAGAGGCGAGGAGAAUUGCAGAGAUGGGGAAACCAAUUCUGGGGGAGCACUCCAAGUUGGAGAUCAUUAUUGAAGAGUCCUAUGAAUUCAAGAGCACAGUGGACAAACUAAUUAAGAAGACCAACCUGGCACUGGUGAUUGGCACUCACUCCUGGAGAGAGCAGUUCAUGGAAGCUAUCACUGUCAGCGCAGGUGAUGAAGAAGAGGAGGAUGAUGGAAGAGAAGAAAGACUCCCUUCUUGUUUUGACUACGUCAUGCACUUCCUCACAGUCUUCUGGAAAGUCCUGUUCGCCUUUGUGCCCCCUACAGAAUACUGGAAUGGCUGGGCCUGUUUCUUUGUGUGCAUUAUCAUCGUGGGCUUUCUGACAGCAGUCAUAGGUGACCUGGCCUCACAUUUCGGCUGUACAGUCGGUCUGAAGGACUCGGUCACUGCUGUGGUGUUUGUGGCACUGGGCACAUCUAUCCCAGACACGUUUGCCAGCAAGGUGGCUGCAACGCAGGACCAAUACGCGGACGCAUGCAUCGGAAACGUGACAGGCAGCAACGCAGUGAAUGUCUUCUUGGGAAUUGGCGUGGCCUGGUCUGUGGCGGCAAUCUACUGGGCCAUCCAAGGAAAAGACUUUGUGGUGGAUACGGGCAAUUUGGCCUUCUCAGUUACCCUUUUCACCAUCUUUGCAUUCAUCAGUAUCGCUGUCCUCUUGUACCGCCGCAGGCCCCAUAUAGGAGGUGAGCUAGGAGGCACUCGUCUCGCCAAGACCCUCACGUCCAUGCUCUUCGUUGGUCUGUGGCUUCUCUACAUCUUGUUUUCUAGCCUGGAAGCCUACUGCCAUAUCAAGGGCUUCUGAGUGGGCACUGAGGAUGCAGCGAGGGUCUCUCAACUAGAACUCAAACAUUCCAUGGGUUGCCUCUCACAUAGGUUGUGAGAUGUUCCAUUAGGGCGGAGUUAAGGACAAAACAAAAUAGGGGGAUGACUUAUUUAUUUUUGUAAAUUUUUCCAUCUGGGUAUUAUCCCUCCACCAUGCCAUGUCUACUUGGGUCCAGUAGCACAAUUUUGCAAAAACAAAAAAAAAGUGGCACAGAAACAGCCCCGUAUGACAAGUUAGAUUGAUAUAAACAGGAAUGCUUGGAGAAACGCAUAAGGUCCACUGUUAUGCCUAAUCAGCACCUAGCUGUAACAAGUAACUGCUUAAGGUUGAAGUGAAGCCAUCAAGUUACAGCAAACUACUUCUUGUAUCCGUUCUCUUAGUUGUUGCUUGUUCAGUCAUAGCUGGAGUGAACCUGUCGCCUACACACAAUGGUGGCUGAUAUUUUUUAGCCUGAAUAUCCAUGAGACUGCAGCCUAUCCAUUCGCAAGGAACUAAUAACAGCACUAAAGAAAGAGGCAAGUUGUGGCUCAUGCCUCAUUGAUGUCACUUUUAUCUAGUUAAUGAAUGAGCUCACCCACAUAAUGCCUCAGUUGUCUAUAGGUGACAAGUAUAGAUAAUAACUCCCAUCUAAGACCUCUUGAGCAAGAGUAGCACUGUAGUCUGUAAUGCAACAGAUAGGGGUGCAAUGGAUAUUUGGCUAGGACAUUAUAGCAGUACGGGUGCAAAUUCAUCCGAUGUCAGCCUGCGAGUUCUUUUAUCAGACAGGAAUGUAGAAGAGAGUUUAUCUUAGAUAAUAUAAAAUGUUACUGAUAGGUAGUGGAUUCUACUAUAUGCUAACGCAUAUUUAUGUAUUUGCUAUGGAGAUAGGGCCAUAUCCUGUGUAACGUUAUAAUGACAGUGUUCAACAAGACAGCAGAUUGGGGAGAAACUGCUGUUCCAAUGCCCUCGCCCACUCUGCUCUGCUCUGUCACUUUAAUAGAGGUGACAGUACGAUCUGCGGCCCUCUACAAACAAUGAGGUGUUCCCCAAUCGCCCAAGUGUAAAGGAAUUUCCACCCCCUUUCCUACUUCUCUCAGAGAAAGGGGUCACCCUCAAUCCAAUUCAGCUAAAGCUUCAUUCACACAUUUGCUUUUUGUUGCGCGCAUAGUGUUUUCCAGUAAAUGUCUUUGACAGCGAUUUGUAAAAUACUAGCCAGUACCAAUUAAGUGUAUACUGACGGUCUGGAACAUUUUUUUUUUUUUUUAAUUCAGCCUACUUUAACGUUUUUGGAUGAAUAUUUUCCAGAACACCAGUGUACCAAAGCUGGAAAUGGCGUCACUGCUGUAUAGAACAACGGGGGUAAUUCAGACCUGAUCGCUGCUGUGCAUUUUCGCACGGCAGGCAAUCAGAGGCAAACUGUGCAUGCAUAUGCACUAUAAUGCGCAGGCGCGAUGGACAGCUGCAAAGCAGAUCGCCGGCCAGCGACGGGUGGUGCGAAGAAUCCACUUGCAUGGACGAUCGCAAGCAGAUUGACAGGAAGAGGGCGUUUGUGGGUGGCAACUGACCGUUUUCUGGGAGUGUUUGGAAAAACGCAGGCGUGUCCAAGCGUUUGCAGGGAGGGUGUCUGACGUCAAAUCCGGUCAUGAACAGCCGGAUGUGACCGCAGCGGCUGAGCAAGUCCUGGGCUGCACAGAUACUGCACAAACUCUGUUUGAGCAGCUCUGCUACACAUGCGAUCGCACACUUGCACGGCGAAAAUACACUCCCCCUGUAAGCGGUGACUAUCUGAUCGCAGGGCUGCAAAAAUCGCUGCCCAGCGAUCAGGUCUAAAUUACCCCCUAUGUCAGCUGAGAUGCAUUCCAAUCAGAUCCGCGGUAGAUGAAACAGCAGAGAACAGGCGCGCUAACCGCCUGAAAACCGCCACAAAAAUAGUCAAUGCGUUAUUAUUUAUUAUUAUUUGUUUAUAAAGCGUCACCAUAUUACUCAGUGCAGAUAAUAAUUAGUAACUCACAUCAUCAGUCCCUGUAGCACAGAGUGUUAGGGGGAAGAUUCAAUUUUCGUUAAAGUGCGGCUGCUCACACUACCGCUAAUCGCAGUAAGGAAUCUUCAUUAAUUUCCCUGCGCACCUCUAUGUGGUGUGAGGCAGGUGCGUACCUCGGAGUGCCUUCACAGACACUCCACUGCACAUUGCCGAAAUUUGGAUUGUCCCCUUAACAUCGUAAUCCUUUACCACACAAGCGAUCACGUGCUAUGGUCCAUUUUCGCCAGCAGCCAAUUAACCUUCCUGAAUAUUUUUACACUCUGGUAACCAAAUGGAGCACCCAGAGGAAACCCACCCAAAUAUGGAGAGAACAUACAGACUCCACAAUGAAUGGCCCAUAAUGGCUCAGAUCAAAUGUGGGGUAUAUGACAUAUGUUGACAUCAUGUCGACAUGAGAAUAUUGACAUUAUCGACAUAAUAUAUUAUCAUGCUCAAUGUCAACAUGGACAGUGUUGACAUUCAUCAUGCAGACAGUAAUGAAGUGUCAACAUGUUAGAAUGUCAACAUAUCGUCCCUGGUGGCCCAUCAUGGACUUACCUUGCUCUCACAGCUGCAGUGGCUUCUGGCUGCCGAUAGGCAGAGCUGUGAUCCUCCGGCGUUAUGGUGAGUAUUUCUCCCCAAUCCCUAACCACCGCCCGCAAUUUAACCCUUCCGUACCUGGCCUAAUGCUAACCUAACCCCCUGCAGCCUAACCUCCCCCCGCAGCCAAAUCCUCCCACCCACAGCUUAACCCUAAUGUUGACAUUUCACAUAUGGAUGCAUUGCUUGUCAACAUUUUAACAGUGUUGACCUAACUGUGGAGAUUGUGGUGUCGAAUACAUCCCAAUCAGACCAUCAGAUAAUAAGGGUUUGCCCUUUGUUGUCAAUCUGGAUCUCCAGCAGUGGUUUUCAGGAACAAUAAAGUAGGCUACUCCAGGUUGCCAAGUCUGAUUUGGAAUAAAUUAAUUUGACCUUUUCACCCUGCAAUGGGAGGUCCAGAUUCCAUGUUGGUAUCUCCCUUUGGUCAGCGUCACCUUGCGGAGACAGGACAGUCUCCAUGAAACAAUAUAUGUAUACAUCUCUUCACCGUAUACCAUCUCCCAAUAGCAGUGACAGACCAAACGGAUGCUGUAUAAGUGACAUUGUAUAUGAAAUCUUUCUUGUACUAUAGACCUUUUCUCUCUGCGUUAGCGCAAUGACAUUACUGACCCUACGAUUUUCAGCUACCACUGCCCUUUGAUGUGGUCCAUCAGUAAUAUCAGACUGGUGUUCUGCUAUACCGACUGUCACUUUUCAAGCCCUGGGAUUGCCAAGCCAAUCAGGAUAAAGCCAUUUGCCAGCUCCCUUUCUUUUGGUCUACAAUUUGGGGGUCACCGACUCCUGCAUUACAAUGCCCAGGCAGGGGAGGGGCGACAGAUUCCGUGUAGAGUAUGACAGCACAAAAGUCAGCCAUUGUUACCUCCCAUUAAUGCCCAGCUUGGUGAGAAACGGGUGGAUCACCGUGAGUUCCUGUCCAUGCUGCCAGGACUGUUACUUUCUCCGGGAACUCUGAUUUAAAAAACAACAGAGACGGUGCUUCUAAUUAUGCCAGCAAGUCAAAUGUCAAACAAGUACCCUGCAGUGAUUCACCUGUGUGCAGGCAGGAAUAUGUUUGAAACCGGGCUUGCUCGGAAUUGCUGCAUAGCUUAAUGUCCACUGGAGUAUUCAUCAUAGAAACACUUCUCACCGUCCUGCCCAACCUACCAAGAUCACAACUGAAAGGCCUAUUAUUUAACGCUACAAGUCCAUGAGCCAUCUGCAUGUCUUCCGGGUACAUUUAUAACACAUCAAACAGCAGAUGGGUGCCAGAGAACGAUUUCUGAGGUGGGCCUCCAUUGUUGCUCAUUUAUUUGAGUGGUCUCUGAAGAGAUCUUUAGAGCCUGCAAAUCUUCUGAAUGAUCUCAGACUGGACAUUGUCUGUUGGUGGUUGUGCGCCAGAUGAAGGACAACCAACGUACAGGGGACAGGCUGCAAUGAGAAUAUACUGUAUGAUCAGUCUGCUUUUGACUUUUUUCGGAAACCAUCUAUACCCAUUCUCCAUUCAGACUCUCCUGCAGGCUCCUCACGGUGAUUAUCUACAGAGGCACAAAAUGCGGUGGUCCAUUGUGCAGUUGACGUUGGGGUUAUCUGCUUAAGCAGGGCUAUAUGUGUGCAUUACUUUGCAGACUUCAAUAAGCACACCAGAAGGACCGGUUCCCACUCUGCAAUGGUUGGCAGGUUGAAAACGAAUGAAUAUUUCCUGUUUAUAGGCUUACCAAAAAAAAUAAAAAUGAAAAAACAAAUAGGGGCAUUUCUGACCCAAAUCUUAUGCCAGAUGAGGGCACUGCAGACUUUGAGAGGAGCUAAAACUGCCCAUUGUACUAGUAGUGGCCCCACGUGGCUGUUUUAUAUGUAAUGCUGGCUACAACCUUUAGUGUAUUAGUCCGUGUAUCUGUCCAUUCCACUCUCUGUCCUCAUCUCAGUCGCUGAUUUCUGUUUCCUCCUUGUGUUCCUGAGCAUACUGCUCCUGCCAUGUUUCUCUCAUCCUUGUCUCUUUCUGCCCUAUUACUCACUGGUAUCAAUCUCUCUGCCCUCACUGUCUCUCAAUCCAUCUCUUUACUUCCUGUUGGGUGAACACACUCUUUCCUUCCUUCUGCCUCUCUCUAUUCUGUUUCUCAUUUUCCUAUCACUGUCUGUCGUCUGCACCUGCUCUCAAUCUUCCCCUACCCAUCUCUCUCCAUACAUUCUGUCUUUAGUGUGGUGGGUUAUCUUUCUCAUUAUAUUCCAUUGUGUGGCUUUCUUCUCUUAUGUUCCUUGGUCUUCUGUCUUCUAAUAGUCUCUCUGUGUGUCUCUGUCUCUCUAUCCCUUCUUGUCUCAUUUUGUCUCUUCUAUUCCUUCUUUUUCUUCCUCUGCCUCUUAGCAGUCUAUUUCUGAAAAUAUGGCGCUGAUUUCACAAAUCAAUUUCGUAUUACUACAAUUUGCCACUAAGCCCUCGCUGAAGCACCUGAGCGACACUGGCCUGAAGCAGCAAGUAUUAUACUUUGCCAGUCUAGUAAGCAUAACCCAGAUUGCCCAAUGGAACUGAAACUACCAGACUUGGGUUUGCAGUUUCACUCAGUAAAGAAACAACCAAUAAUAUUGUAAAUAUAUACAUAUAUAUAUAUAUAUACAUCUCUCUCUCGCUAUAAAUAUAUAUAUAUUAGCUGUUCUAUAUGGGAGUUUCUGAUUUUCAUGGCUGCAAAUAUAAAUGAGUGUUAAAAAUUUGGUAAAUCUAUAGAGAUGUAAAUUUGAGACAUCUUAAUGUAAGUAAAUAUUAAUCCAUGGUUCUUGGCGUUGCCUGAGGAGCACCCGUAGCAGAUACGGUAAAAAGUGACAGGACCAUUGUUGUAGUUUAUUACAUUCUACAGAUUGGAGGUGCAAUCCAAAUUUUGAUCCGAUUGUCUGUUUGGGCGUUAUCGUUCACGCAACGCAAGCCGCGCAUCGAUAAUGAUGUAAUUAUGUCAACCCUCUUUUUAUCCCCAUAGGGAAGGUUUAUUAAAAUUCGAAUUACGUAGUUUUCCUAUUACCCACCUGAAGAAUUCCUAUGUUACAUUUCAGCUUCCUAACAUAUCGGGAAGUAAGAGAAUUAGGGGGACAUUUACUAAGCAGUGAUAAGAGCGGAGAAGUGAGCCAGUUUCCCAUGGCAACCAAUCAGCAAUGAAGUAACAUCUAUAAUUUGCAUACUAUUAAAUUAUACAGAGCUGCUGAUUGGUUGAUGAAGCAACUCCUCUACCUGCUCACAUCUCUGCUCUUAUCACUGCUUAGUAAAUGUCCCUCUUAGUGAUUAGUCAGUCAGUGAGUGAGUGAGGGCUUUCACACAUAUGCACACACACACACACACACACACACACACACACACACACACACACACACACACACUAUUGAUAGUUUGAAAAUACUUUAUUCUGUGAAUUUUUCAUCCAUUUUCUUCUGUUAUUGUCAUCCUGAGAUCCUUGUUAAAAUAGGCUUCACCACUUUCGCAAGCGAAAAGCACUGCUAUUGCCAGCAGUGACCAUUUGAUGUAUAGUGCAAAGCCUUAUCUCUGGCAGAAGCACCCACAUUCAGCAGCCCUAUUGCUCAUUAAUAGAUAAACCCCUUAGUUCUCCAGCUGUCCCUCUCUCAUUCUACACCCUCCCCCCCAUUUCACGUCAUCACCUCAUAUCUUUCCACCUUCCUCCUCCCUGACCCCCACUGUCUGUACUCAUGUUUCUCUGAGUCUGCCUGUGCUGACACAGAAAGGUUCUCAGCAUGUCAUAUUAAUGCAAGAAAAGCUAUAACUUUAUCAAUAUAAUUAUUUAUUUUGAAAA
Messenger RNA from Pseudophryne corroboree (corroboree frog), 9619 nucleotides. RefSeq names its product solute carrier family 8 member A2 (gene SLC8A2). Gene Ontology annotation, molecular function: calcium:sodium antiporter activity. NCBI's taxonomy places the organism in Eukaryota, Metazoa, Chordata, Amphibia, Anura, Myobatrachidae. Bases 482 to 3235 code for a protein of 917 amino acids. Gene Ontology annotation, biological process: sodium ion transmembrane transport; calcium ion import across plasma membrane; cell communication. The record is from RefSeq and is a predicted model, not a curated record. The transcript has 11 exons. Gene Ontology annotation, cellular component: sarcolemma; postsynapse; axon.